This is a messenger RNA of Gracilinanus agilis (Agile Gracile Mouse Opossum), 1653 nucleotides long. It is a transcript of the gene ARL8A, whose product is annotated as ADP ribosylation factor like GTPase 8A. The transcript has 7 exons. Gene Ontology annotation, molecular function: GTPase activity; GTP binding. Gene Ontology annotation, cellular component: lysosomal membrane. The record is from RefSeq and is a predicted model, not a curated record. Bases 22 to 582 code for a protein of 186 amino acids. Gene Ontology annotation, biological process: protein transport; anterograde axonal transport. NCBI's taxonomy places the organism in Eukaryota, Metazoa, Chordata, Mammalia, Didelphimorphia, Didelphidae.
CCCGCGGCCGGAGCCGCCACCAUGAUCGCUUUGUUCAACAAGCUGCUGGACUGGUUCAAGGCCUUAUUCUGGAAGGAAGAGAUGGAGCUCACGCUCGUGGGGCUGCAGUAUUCGGGCAAGACCACCUUCGUCAACGUGAUCGCGUCAGGACAGUUCAAUGAAGACAUGAUCCCGACUGUAGGGUUCAACAUGCGCAAAAUCACCAAAGGAAAUGUGACUAUCAAGCUCUGGGACAUUGGAGGCCAGCCCCGUUUCCGUAGCAUGUGGGAGCGAUACUGCCGAGGAGUGAGCGCCAUCGUGUACAUGGUGGAUGCUGCUGACCAGGAGAAGAUUGAAGCUUCCAAAAAUGAACUACACAAUCUACUGGACAAGCCCCAGCUGCAAGGAAUCCCGGUCCUAGUCCUGGGAAACAAGAGAGACCUCCCUGGUGCUCUGGAUGAGAAGGAGCUGAUUGAAAAAAUGAAUUUGUCCGCUAUCCAGGACCGAGAGAUCUGCUGCUAUUCUAUCUCCUGCAAAGAAAAGGAUAACAUUGAUAUCACCCUACAGUGGCUUAUCCAGCACUCAAAGUCACGGAGAAGCUGAGACAGCGGUCCAUCCCACCCCCCACCCCCACCAGGGAACGCCAUCAUCCAACUAAAGCCGCCGCAUUCCCUGCCGGUCCCUGCCGUCCCCCUUCCUCCCGCCCCCUCCUCAGUGUGUGCGGCGAGGGGGGGACUCUCUAGGGACCCAGAGUCCUGUUCUGCUGAGGUCUGAACUCCUGUUUUUAUUGUAAAGAAUACUGACCCCUCCUGGACCCGCUAACUUCUCCCCCUCCUCUGCCCUGUGUUCCUUUCCCCCAGCCCCCACGCCCAUCUCCCGACCUUGCACCACCACUCCAUCCCUGCUCUGCCCUCCCCAACACUGUUCAGUUACUGUCCUGUGUGUACAGUAUAUAUAUGUAUAUAUAUUUUAAUUUUUUAAUUUAAGCAAUGACUAAAAUCAACCAUAUGAUAAUGCCAGGGCCAGAAGUGGGUUAGGAGAGGGCAAAAAUCUUUUGGGAGGGAGAAAAGCUAUUAGGGAGGGGAAAUAUCAGGCUUGGAAAACAGGGAAGAGGCUAAUGUCCUGGGGCUGGACCCUGGCCCUGGCAUUGGUAGCCAUCCUGUUGCCCCUCUGCUGCCACCCCUAUGGGAUCCCCUUCCUUCCCUCCAGGUGGGGAGGGGCUGCUGGCACAGAUCAGUUGCCAAAGACUAUCUAUCUGGCACAGGGGUCAAGAUGCCAGCAUUCUCAUUCAGGCUUCCUCCCCCCUAACUCCUUUCCUGCCUGGUCCUGGCCCUUUAUCCCCAGAAAGGGCAGCCUGGCCAGCCCCCACUGACCGGCCUAUGCCCCUGUCCCCUGCCCCUGCCCUACCUGGGCCUCCCCAGCUCUCGCCCGCCUCCCUUUCUGUUCUUAUUUUGCAGAGUUGCACAAGGAGAGAGCUCAGCAUGGGGGAUUUUGGUUCUUUGGGGUUGGUUUUGUUUUUAUUUAAUGAAUUGUAAAGUGGCAUUUCUCUCCCCUUUUUUUACAACACUUUCUGGCUCAUAUUGGAUUCCUUCUGUUGGAAAAUGAUUCUUGUAACUGUACAAUUUUUUUUUCAGCCUCCUAAUAAUAACGAGAAUAAAUUAACAAUUUUGUGUU